Messenger RNA from Carica papaya (papaya), 1230 nucleotides. RefSeq lists its product as uncharacterized. Gene Ontology annotation, molecular function: structural constituent of ribosome. Gene Ontology annotation, biological process: translation. Gene Ontology annotation, cellular component: ribosome. Lineage: Eukaryota; Viridiplantae; Streptophyta; Magnoliopsida; Brassicales; Caricaceae. The record is from RefSeq and is a predicted model, not a curated record.
CGUCGGAGUCGCCAGUAACCCACCAAUUAUUAUCAUCGCUACUAGUCGCUAACUCGCCAACAAGCUAAUAGAUGAUUCUGUAAAAAAACGCCAUCCCUCUCAGAAUCCAACAGUUUCAGUUCCAUGGAAUUUAAUUCGCCUCCUGUUUCUGAUUUCUAACUGCUUCCCCAUCUUUCUUUAUUAAUUAAUUCUUAUUGAUCUGUACAGAAUUGGAUUCCAUUUUCUUCCAUGAACUUGUUUCUCAAACUUCCUUUUACUCGAACCCAUCUUCACUCUCUUGAAAUUUGACCCUAAGUUCCUGUAAUUCUAAGUAGAUGUUUAACGUCUGCUGAUUGGUUCUUUUAUUAUUAUCAUCAUCAUCUUCUUCUUCUUCCAUUUGGCGAGAGAGAAAAAGAAGUUAUGAUGACAAUAAACGGUUCGAUUACUGCUUGGAUCAGUCACUUCCUUGCUUGCAUGGGUGGUUGUUUUGGAUGUUGCACAAAACCAGCACCGAUUAUUGCUGUUGACGAGCCAUCAAAGGGAUUGAGGAUUCAAGGCCGAAUAGUGAAGAAGCCUAGCAUGUCAGAUGGUUUUUGGAGCACCAGCACGUGUGAUCUAGACAACAGUACUGUUCAGUCUCAAAGAAGCAUGUCGUCUAUCAGCAUAUCAAACCAGCCGUUCAGUCAUUGCAGCAGCACUAUUGGAAUAAACAGCAAUUCUGACUUUGUGAAUCACGGUCUUCUUUUCUGGACUCAGAGCAGGCUUCAAUGGACUCGAAAUAGCAGGGCAAGGAACCAAACUCCGCAGAGAUGGGAAAGCAAUCUAGGUUAUAAUGGAAGUUAUGAAAGUUUACUUGGAACCAGAAACCGAUAUCCUCAACCCAUUCCGCUCUCUGAAAUGGUUGACUUUCUGGUGGACAUAUGGGAACAGGAGGGUUUGUAUGAUUGAAGAAGAGAAGGUGGACGGUGUCUGUUUUCUUUCUCACAUAUGGCUCUUCCAUUUUCGGAUAUUGCUUGAGAUUCUCUAGGGUUGUUGUAUAUUGCUUUGGGGCUGAAGGAAAAUUAUCAACUAAUUUUUUCUCUUAUCAACUGUUCUUCUUCUUGUAUAAUUCCAUAUCAAAUAGAGAAGCUGCUUAUUGUAUCUUGAUUGGAAGCUAAAGUAUAAAUUAUUAUACUUUUGGAGGUGGUAAAAUGGAUUGGGUGGAUAGGCCCGGCGCCUGAUGGGCUGGAGCAGAGCACAGAACAGGUUUUA